Molecule: messenger RNA, 2046 nt
Organism: Myripristis murdjan (pinecone soldierfish)
Lineage: Eukaryota; Metazoa; Chordata; Actinopteri; Holocentriformes; Holocentridae
Product: oxidation resistance protein 1-like
Exons: 16
Coding region: 1-2046 (681 amino acids)
Biological process (GO): response to oxidative stress
Cellular component (GO): nucleus
Source: RefSeq, a predicted model, not a curated record
AUGUUCAGCAUCAAACGACUGGGCAGGAAGUCCCAGUCGGUGGACCUUCCUGGUUUCCCGCUCACAGACCCAACCUCCUCUCUCGUAACCACGGCAACGGACAGUGUGGUCACCACGACAACAAAGGAGCAUCAAAGCAGCUCCACCAAUCAGAGGCUCCGAGGUGGCCCGAGGCGAGGAGCACUGCAGAGAGGCUUCACCAUUGACGAAGGGCAGAAGCGAGACAUGAAGGACGGGAGAUGGAGAACUUUCCAGCGACCGGCAGGAACCGUGGAGUACAGGGUGGAGUCCAGAGACACCCUGAACAGCAUCGCUCUGAAGUUCGACACAACGCCCAACGAGCUGGUGACCCUCAACAAGCUCUUCUCCAGAGCCGUCGUACCUGGGAAGGUUCUGUAUGUUCCAGAUCCAGACUUUGUGUCCAAUGCUGAGAGUUCUCCCUCCAUGUCUCCCAUCAGCCCCCCCUCCCCGUCCCCCUCUGAGCCUGACCUGCUGCAGGUGUGUUUACCUGAUGCUUACAGUACCUUUGGACUAAAAACCAUGUUGGACAGUAGCUGUGAUCACAGUGAUGUCCUGGUGCAGGGAGCAGUCGGGGGGGUUUUGCUGUUGACUCCCACCACCAUCAUGUUUGACCCGCUGGGCGAGCAGCGGGGUUGCGACCUUCAGGGUGAGCAGCGGGGUCGCGACCUUCAGGGCGAGCAGCGGGGUCGCGACCUUCAGGGCGAGCAGCGGGGUCGCGACCUUCAGGGCGAGCAGCGGGGUCGUGACCCGCGGGGUCGUGAGCAGUUCGGCAUCAUGGCCGCUCUGGAGGAAGUGAUGUCAGUGGCCAUGUGCACUGAGGUCACCGACCCCGGGGUCAGAGGUCAUCUCCCAGACGAUGUGGAGGACUCAGGCCUUCAGGCCAAUGAGAGCAGCAGCUCUGCCGCGGCCUCGCUGUCCAAAGAUGUUUUCUCCGAGUCAGAGGUCUCACUCCUUCAGGACAAUGACGUCAAACCUUCCCAGCAUGCCAUGGGACUCCCAGCCUACCUGGGACAGAGAGCUGCAGUGGUUGGUUUUGGCCAGCAGGGGGCGGGACUUGAACCGCAGGACCAGGAAGCAGAACUAGAGGCAGGUCAUGUUCUUGUGCACCUGAACUGGCCCACAGCCAAUCAGCAGGCAGGCGCAGGUCAGCUGACUGCCAGAGAAGACAGCCUGGCCAAUCAGGAGAAACGUGAGGAGGAAACAGGAAGUGGAGAAGAUACUGAGGAGGGAGGGGCGGGGCCUGGCCAAGGGGCGGGGCCUGGUGGAGAGGCGGGGCCAUCCAGGCGCCGGGCAGGAUUUGUGGUGGUCAAGAAGAAGCAGGAAGUGGAGCCUGGAUCAGAGCGACCUCCAGUCCAUGACAUCACAUCCAAGGACUGGGAGGUGGUGUCUGCAGCAGAGUACCAGCGGCGGGUCGACGCCCUGCACAGCGCCGACCUGCAGGCGCUCUGCAGGCGGCUACAGAUCUCCACCAGGCCGGGAGCUGCUGCACGAUCUGAUCUGGAGUCAGAGCCGCUGAGCCCGACGCUGAGCGAGCCGAGCCGCCUGCUGACCCCCGAACGCAUCCUGCAGCUGGUCAAGCACCUCCCCCCUCGCACGAUUGGCUACCCGUGGACGCUGGCAUUCAGCACGGCCAAUCACGGCUCGAGCAUCAAGACGCUGUACCGCAACAUGGCCGGCCUGGACACACCCACCCUGAUGGUGCUGAAGGAUGGCGAUGGACAGGUGUUUGGGGCUCUGGCCUCGGAGCCUCUCAGAGUCUCUGAUUGUUUUUAUGGAACUGGAGAAACUUUCCUGUUCAGCUUCUGCCCGGAGCUUCAGGUGUUUAAGUGGACAGGGGACAACAUGUUCUUCCUGAAAGGAGACACGGACAGUCUGACGUUUGGGGGCGGGGGGGGGUUCGGCCUGUGGUUGGACGGAGAUCUGUACCACGGCAGGUCCAGCACCUGUGGCACCUUCGGGAACCCUCGUCUGACCCAGAGAGAAGACUUCGUCCUGCAGGACAUCGAGGUCUGGGCCUUCCACUAG